UUUAAAUCUGCACAAGUUACACUCCCUUUGCUGUGCAGUGUGCACAUCUAUUUAUUAUUAUUUUUAGGUUUGUUAUUAAGAACUUAUGCAUUCAACUUUUAUUUUUAAUUUAAAACAGUUGUUAAAAAAAAGAUGCAGAAGAGGAAAUCAAAUGGAAUUACUUCUUAAACUUUGUCUAUCAAACGAGUCGACUAAUUGCAGUGGGAGUCUUUGUUAACUCAAAAAGUCAGUCGUUUACCUCGCACUGUUGUCUAGGUUCCCUGGGUAUUGUGCAUUACAACUACUUAAAUAAUUAUUUUAAAUUGCAGCAGAAAAUAGUGUCUGUUUCGAAGCUUUUGGAAUUGGCAAUUAUUUAAAUUUCUCUGUGGAUUACCUCCAGCAUUUUCGAGGAAAUCAACAGGAUCCGCAGACUGCAUGGGGAGGGUCUGAGUCGAGUGGUUCAGCUAUUGUUUCUGACUUGCCUAGUAUUUGUGCUCUAAAACUACAAGAGCAUGUUUAUACCAACAUGGCUUCAAGUUUUAUUCUAGUGAUACAGUGAUCGAUCCUGGACUUUCGUCUUCAGUGGAAGAGUUAUCUUUAUUAAAAUGGAUGUCACGGUUUCGGAAUUAAUGGGAAGCUUCUUGGAGUGUCCAUUGGUGACUUGGGUCAAAACAUUUGGACCACUGGGAACAGGGGAUGAGGACAAGCUAUCCAUGUACCUGGAUCUGGUGGAUGGAGUCUUCUUAAACACAAUAAUGCUGAAAAUAGACCCCAGUCCUACGAACCAACGAGUUAACAAAAACGUUAACAAUGAUGUCAACCUUCGGAUACAGAACCUUGCUAUUCUCGUCCGGCACAUCAAGAACUACUAUCAGGAGAACCUACAGCAGUUGAUAGUAAUGAACUUGCCCAACGUCCUGACGAUUGGGAAAGAUCCCCUGACAAGUAAGAGCAUGGAAGAAAUUAAGAGGCUGUUGCUGCUCAUUCUGGGAUGUGCUGUACAGUGUGACAGAAAAGAGGAGUUCAUAGAGAAGAUCAAACAGCUGGAUAUAGAGACUCAGGCUGCCAUAGUCACGCAUAUCCAGGAGGUGACCCACAAUCAGGAGAACGUGUUUGACCUGCAGUGGCUGGAGAUGCCUUUCCUGCCUCCAGAGGACCUCGACUCCCUCUCCAGGAACAUGGUCUUCCACCUGCGCAAGCUUAUUGACGAGAGAGACGACUCUUCUGAGGUGAUUGUGGAGCUGACGCAGGAGCGGGAUUACCUGCAGUCUCAGCAGCCCCUCGGCCAGGUGAAGACCUCCAUCCCAGAGACAACUCCUGGCCCCAUCACCCUUCUUUCCAAGGAGGACCGCCAACACCUGGCCGUCGAACUGGCGGACUUCAAGGCCAAGCUCCGCAGGACAAGGCAGGAGCUGGAGGAAAAGACUGAACAGCUGAUAGAUACCAAAAAUGAAGUUGAUCGACUAAACUUGGAUCUGCAGAAGUUAAAGCAAGAGAAUAUUCAGCUGACAGCAGACGCCCGCUCUUUGAGAGCCUAUCGAGACGAGCUGGACUCCUUCCGAGAGAAGGCCUCCAGAGUGGACAAGCUGGAGACUGAGCUUGCCCGCUGUAAGGAGAGGCUACAUGACGUUCAUUUCUACAAGGCUCGCAUGGAGGAGCUGCGUGAAGACAACAUCACCCUGAUAGAGACCAAAACAAUGCUGGAGGAACAGUUGACGUUGGCAAGAAGUCGCUGUGAUAAACUGCAUGAGCUAGAGAAGGAAAACCUGCAGCUCAGAUCUAAACUCCAUGACAUAGAAUUAGAUCGUGACACCGAUAAGAAGCGAAUCGAAGAGCUUUCAGAGGAGAACAUGGUGCUGGAGAUUGCGCAGAAACAGAGCAUGAACGAGUCGGCACAUUUGGGAUGGGAACUUGAGCAGAUGUCUAGAAGCACUGAUGGAAAUGAUGCACGUAAGUCAUUUGUAUUCGAGUUGAACGAGUCUGCAUCAAGUCGCAUCCUAAAGCUGGAGAAAGAGAACCAGGGUCUGCUGAACACAAUCCAGGAGCUCCGGGACACCUCACUCACCCUGGAGGAGGGCAACCUGCGCAGUCUCGAGCUUGUAAAGGAGAACCAGCAGCUUGGCAAAAAGAUAGAGAAGCUUCAGUCCCAGCUAGACCAGGAGAAGCAGACAAACCAGGACAUGGAGACUCUGGUAGAGGAGCUGCUGAAGGAGAAGCAGAAGCUCAUGAAAAAUAUGGAGACCAUGCGGGGUGAAAAAGACAGACAGAUUUCAGAACUUGAACAUGAGAAUGACCACCUGAACCAGACCGUGACCUCGUUACGGCAGAGAGCUGAGAUCGGCUCUGAGGCGAGAGUGAAGGAUGUGGAGAAGGAGAACCGAAUCCUCCAUGAGACUAUAACAGACACAGGCAGCAAGCUGACACAGCUGGAGUUCGAGAAGAAGCAGGUCUGCAAAGAGCUGGUUCAGCUCAAGGAGAAGGUACAGAUCUCUGAGGAGUUGGAAAAAGAGGUGCACAAGCUAGAACGCACCAACGAGCAGCUGCAGAAGAAGCUGGCGUCCCUGACAAUCACCUGCGACAAAAUUGAAGCUCUCGAGCAGGAGAACUGCACCCUAGAGAUGGAAAAUAGGAAGCUGAAGAAAUUAGCGGACAAUGCACACAAUGCAGCACUCAGGAUUGAAACCAUGGAGAAAGACAACCACCAGCUGGAAGAGGAGAACCUAGAGAUGAGGAGGACAGUGGAAACUCUAAAGUUCACAAGCAGUAAGUUGGCCCAGAUGGAACUGGAAAAUAAGGAGCUGGAGAAGGAGAAAGAGGAGCUAGCCAGAAACAUGGACAUGAUUAAAGCCCUUUCCAAGAAAUCUGAACGGUUGGAGGUCAGCUACCAGGCCCUGGACUCGGAGAACCAGAGGCUCCAGCAGACUCUGGAGAAUAGCAACAAGAAAAUCCAGCACCUGGAAAAGGAGGUGCAUGACACAGAGAAGGAGAACCAGCAACUCCAGAAGAGCCUAGAAGAGCUUAGGAUCUCCACCAAGCAUCUGGAGAAACUGGAGCGGGAUAACCGUGGGCUGGAGCAGGAGGUGACUCAGCUGGAGAAAGACAAGAAGCAGCUGGAGAAGGAAGCAAAGCGGCUGUGGCAGCAGGUGGAAGUGAAGGAGGCAGCAUUGGAGGAGAGUGGGCUUGCAGUCGCCACCCUAGAGAAGGAGAGUAAGACACUAGAGAAGGAGAUGAGCAAGUUAAAAGAAGCUUCCAACAAGGCCAGGGAGGUGGAGAGGGAGAACAAGGACUUGCAGAAGCAAGCCACCAUUGACAAGCGGACACUAGCCACACUGAGAGAGGACCUGGUUCAUGAAAAGCUGAAGUGCCAGCAGCAGUCCAAUGAGCUGGAGAAGCUGAACCAGGAGCUGGAGAAGAUCGGCCUCAACAAGGAGAAGCUCCUACAAGAGGAGCACAGCAGUGAUGACAAUAAAUAUAAGAUCCUGGAGACGAAGAUCGAUUCAACAUUACAGAAAACACUAGAGAUUAAAGAGGAGAAGAUCCAAUCCUUGGAGUCACGGCUUGAAGAGUCAUCCAGCCUGAACCAACAGCUCCGACGUGAACUGACCUCGGUGAAAAAGAACUUGGAAGCAAUGAAGCAAAGACAGGAGGAAGAAGCAUACCACUUGAAUUCGGCUAAACGCUCUCCGGAGAAACAGCCCCCGAACAGCCAGAACAAGAAGUGGGAGACGGAGCACCGUGAGACCACCAUGGAGCUGCUGAAGGUGAAGGACAGAGUCAUCGACACCGAGAAAUGCAACGCUGCCCUCCAGGCUGAGAAACAUCUGCUGAAGGAGCAGCUCAAACAGCUGGAUAGCCAGAACAACUUGCUGAACAGUCAGAUUGUAGCACUUCAGAGACAGGCUGCUUCCUUACAGGAGCACAACACUGCCUUGCAGACACAGACGGCCAAGCUCCAGGUGGAAAACUCAACACUGAAUUCUCAGAGUGCCUCUUUGAUGGCCCAGAAUGCCAUGCUCCAGAGCCAGCAGUCGUCGAUGGAGACAGAAGCUGAAAACGUGGUGAAGCAGAAAGAGGAGCUGAAGGCUGCCCACGAGUCCCUGCUCCAGGACCACGAGCGGUUCAUGACCCUACACGAGCGGCAGUCUGUAGAGUAUGAAACACUAAUCAGCCAGCAUGGCAGCUUGAAAAUGACACACAAAGCCUUGGAGCAUGAAUACAGGGAUUUGAAUGUCAGAUAUAGCGUUCUGUUGAGGCAGAAGGCAGCUAUGGAAGAACUGGAAAUGGCCUUAAAAAGUGAGAGAGAGAACCUGGCAAUGGAGAAGCAGAAAAACACACUCCUGUUGGGAGAGAACAACAACCUGAAGGAAGAAAUCGACAGGUUUACAUUCAUGCACAGACAGCUGCAAGAGGAGUGGGCUGGGCUGCAGCUGCACACCAAGGAGCUGAAGACCAUGCUGAACAACGGCCAGCUGGACCUGAACCGCUGGCAGGCUCGCUACGACGAGCUAAAAGAGCAGAACCAGAACCUGGACAUCUCCCUCACAAAGCUGGACAACCACUGUGAGCUGCUGAAUUGUCUGAAAGGGAACCUAGAGGAGGAGAACCACCACCUGCUGAGUCAGAUCCAGAUGCUAAGCCAGCAGAACCAGACGCUGAUGGAGAGGACCAUGGAGAGCAAGGAGCUCUACCACGAGGAGCAGAAACAGUACAUUGACAAAUUAAAUACCCUUCGACGACAAAAAGAGAAACUGGAAGAGAAGAUAAUGGACCAGUACAAAUUCUAUGAUCCGGCUCCUAAAAAGAAAAAUAACUGGGUUGGUGCGAAAGCUCUAGUGAAACUGAUAAAGCCAAAGAAAGACGGUUCACGAGAACGGCCCAUGUCUACCCCAGAGAGCCUGGCACAGCCAUUGGACUACCCGGAGGGACUGCCACCCCUUCCCCCACCCCCGCUGCCCCCUAGGCUCUCUCAACUCAGCGUGGACAACAACUUGCUGGGCUCUCACUCCCUGGAGGAGAACCACAACCACAGCCCCACCACCAGAGCCUUAAAUGACAGUGGUCUCAGACUAAGAGACACAUACAGGAGUGCAGGAAGUAAUGAGAACAUGGAGAGCCCAGAAGCUGUUGCUAGGCGACGACGCAUGGAGCUGGGAUCCAUGGCCUACUCUACCUCAGCCAUCCACAUGAGUGCUUCAAGUUCUACUCCUAUCCCUGGCUCCAGGCAAACUCUGAGGCCUAAAGGUUUUAUCUCGGAUGACGAUCUUCGCUUGCAGUCGCUUGAUGCAGUGUUUGCCAACAGUAAUAAUGGAAACCAAGCAUAUAGACCAAAUGCUUUAGACCACAGUCGAAAUACCUCCAACAGCAGCUCUCCUGUCAACUCCAAAGGUUCUUGUGAUCGGAUCCAGGGGAGGUCGGUAAGCCUGUCCAGCGAUGAAGUGAUUCCAGGGCACGAGAUGGCCAUCCUCCCCAGAGAAGGCUGUCUCCACCGCUCUGGAUCAGCUUAUGUCUCAAGCAGCAAGCAGGAGCCUGGACUGUGUGUGAACGGACUGGCUUCCAAUGACACACCCCAGAAGGGUGCUCCCAGUCAUCCCCAGGGCAGAGCUCGACCAAGGCUAGGAUCCCCCAGCGGCGAGCUGGUCACGUUGGAAGAGUUCUUGCAGGAGAGCAACAACUUAUCACCGCCCACUGUUCAGACAAACAGCCGAGAGGAUCUGAUGAGCGACUACUUCAAGAAAAUCAACGAGUCCCCUAUCAUCGUGAAGCAGAGCGCCCUGAAGGAUGUUGCCAAGAUGCCCACAAAUUAUGUCAUGCCAACUAUCAAAGCGGCUCCUGCCGAUUCAUUGGAUGGGCGAUCAAAACCCGGGCAGACCGUCAAACCCAGCAUCCGCCCCCCAGAGCCUCAGCCUCAAAUCCCAAGCAACGCUGCUUCCGUACGGCAAACGCAAACUCUGCCAACCAGGUCACGGCAGGCAGAACGGUUGGCACAGACGCAGCAGCAACCUGGCACGAGAGGUGUCACCGGUAACCUGAGCCGUACGUUCAGCUUGGCAUCUGCCGACCUCCUCAGAUCCAAUGGGCCAGACAAUUGCAGGCAGGAGAGAUCGCCCAAACCUGCCGCAGAACAUAACCCCAGUCCCGGGAUCAUUGUCAGGAGGCAGGCAACAGUUGCCCAGGAGCGGCCCCAAUCCACCAGGCUGUCAGGGUCCUCUUCUCAGGGUAGCGAGCUUCAUUACCGCACUGUGGAUCCCAGGCGGCUUUCUCUAGCUCCUCCCAAGGAUGACCCAAGGCCACUAUCUCCCCAACAACAUCCCCAGCACCGGUCCUCCACACUCUCUUUUUCUGGUUCUGUAAACAACCCCAAUGUAGCUCGCGCACAAGCAGAGCGGUACGGCGCUACCGGUUCACCGCACUACUGCCCGGCACAGCAAGGGCCAUCUAGAUCUGUGCCACAGCAGCCACCAGUACAGUCUGUUUCCCAGCAUCGUGGAGAGGUGGCAAUGGUGACACCAGUCAGGGCUGUACCCCCCCCAAAAGAGGAAGAAGUGAUCGUGGAGCAAAAGCAGAUGGAUACGUCUAUUUCAAAAAGCCUGGCCAAGUCACCCGAGAGAGGUAGCAGCACUGAGGGUCCCAGCACAGAAGACCUGAAUCCGAGCAACUCCAGCACCCAUAAGAGUACUCCAGCCUCCCCUGACCCCAGCAAUGACCCACAGAGUGUUUGGUAUGAAUACGGCUGCGUGUAAAUGAAAGCUGCUGAAACAAAAUGGGAUUUUCUGUUUAACCGAUGUAAAAUGGUGGUCCAGGGUGAGAAGGGUCAGGCUAUUUAGCAUGUUUAUUGCCACCUCUCCUUGACUUUUCUCCUCAGCAGGAUUUAUUGGGACUGGGAGGCAAACAUUGGUCCCUGUGGCGAUUUAGGUUUCUAAUAUAGUACAGUUUACCUAAGUCCCCAAACCUGCCUCUGACUACACACUAUUGCCUCAUAUCCAGAUGAGAAUCGAACUCCACCUUCCUAAUAUAAAGACAUACAUAAAGGGUACUGCAAAAUAAAUCAACUUGCGCUUAUGCAGUACAGCACUUUCAAAUUUUCCACAGAGGAAACAUCAUAAACCUUUCAUCAUUAUGGCUGACUUGUAUUUCCCCAGUUCAAGUAAAUUCCACCUGUUUUUCAGUAGUAUAUGUGUUUUGUUUUUUUUUCAGUGCAGAACCUACAUCAAUUCACUAUCCUUUCAGCUGUCUGUGGUGUGACUGAAGACUCACCCCAAUGCUCCCUCCUCCUCUUCCUCUUCCUCAUCUGUUGUUAAAUUGAAAAUAUUAACUCACAGGGGGCUAUAUUCUUAAAAUAUAUUAACCUCACAUGUGAUCCUGUUCAUUGCCAACCAAUUAUAAGGUAAUUCAGAAUCUGUAUAGCUCUUUCUCACAAUUGUAUUGCGCAAGAACAUCAUUAUAAAGUAAUGCAUUUAUUAGAAGCGCUGACAUUUAAGGAAUCUACAUUUUAAAAGUAACCAAAUACAAAUUUUACUGUGCAGCCAUGCAUUCUAGAUGUUUCCCUAUUGUUGGUCUGGUAUAAUAACAACUAACUAAAUGAUAUCCAGAGUCCACUUUAUUUCUUACUACUUUUGAAAUCUUUUUACCACAAUUUUCUAUGAUGAUUUCACCAUCCUGUCAUUUAAAGUUUCUACUUUUCUGCUGUAAAUAUAAAACAAAAUCACUCCUGUUACAUCUGUAAAUAUUCCUUUUACUAUGUUGAAUAUUUUGACAGAGAAAACACCAUCUUAUUUAUUAUUCUUUACAAAAUAAUUUACCAGUCUGGUAUAAGGGUUUUUUUGGUUUGUUUUACAGUGGCUUGC
Molecule: messenger RNA, 7823 nt
Organism: Polyodon spathula (Mississippi paddlefish)
Lineage: Eukaryota; Metazoa; Chordata; Actinopteri; Acipenseriformes; Polyodontidae
Product: protein Daple-like
Exons: 30
Coding region: 585-6719 (2044 amino acids)
Biological process (GO): cytoskeleton-dependent intracellular transport; cytoplasmic microtubule organization
Cellular component (GO): cytoplasm; centrosome
Molecular function (GO): microtubule binding; dynein light intermediate chain binding
Source: RefSeq, a predicted model, not a curated record